AAAACAAUUCAGCGUCACACGCAAAAGCCAAUUUAUAUUUCACUUUCAAACAUUUUAGUCACAAACACAUAACCACAUCGUCAUCCUCAAACAAACACACUUCGACACUUUUUCAACCGCUGAUGUUGUUCCUCUUCUUCUCCACCGUUGGAUUUUUCUGCUUAUGUACAUAAUCUACUGUGAUUAGUGCAUGCUUUCGUCAAUUAUUUGCAGUCAGGUUUUUGAGGUUUGGUUCAUUCAUGUUUACUCUUUGAUUGAUUGAUUUGUCGUAGUAGUAGUAGUUGUUGUUGUUAGUAGAAAGUUGAGUGAUUAGUGUUUGAUUAAAUGACUGAAUGGGAAGGUUUUGAUCAAAGUGGUAGUAGUAAGCAAAAAAAUAGACCCCCAAUUCCAUUGAAUGCUAUGUCUUUGCCUAUUAAUCAAAUGGGUUUUCCUGAGAAUCACAAAAAUUCUUCAAUUGGUGGUAUACCACCUUCUUACCCUAAUACCAAUUCAUCACCUAAACCCUUAUCGUCUCCUUAUCCCCAAUUUAUGGCUUCUUCUCAAUCCCAUCAUCAUUCUAGGUCUUUGUCUCAGCCCACUUUUUUCUCUUUAGAUUCAUUUUCAUUGCCUCCAUUGAGUCCUUCCCCUUAUCCUGCAAAUUCUUCAUCGUUUUCCGACUUGGUUUCGAAAGAUGUUUCUAUGGAGGAAAACUUGGUUAACUCUCAUGCCCCUUCGCCUAACCGUGGUCACGCUAUUCAGCAUGGCCAUUGUCUUCCCCCUCGGAAAGGACACAGGCGUUCUAGCAGCGAUUCUCCCUUGGGGAUAUCGGAAUUUGUUAACUCUGUUCCUCAGUUGAUGAGUGAUCCUCGAAAUUUGGUUAACGGAGGAGAAAAACCUGGUUAUCAGAAGCCGAUUCAGUUGGUGUUGAAGGAUAAUAGGGAAUGUAUUGAUGGUUUUCGAGGAGAGAAUUUGGAUCGUAGGAGGAAAGAGGAUGAUGCGAAUGCGAUUGAAAUGGAUGAUUUGUUUAAUGCAUACAUGAAUUUGGAGAACAUGAAUAAUAUGAGUUUUUCCGGUUUGGAAGAUAAGGAUAUGGACAGCAGAACUAGUGGUUCAAAGACAGUUGAAAGCAGUGAUAAUGAAGUUGAGAGUAUUGUAAAUGUAAAAGGAACCGGUGCUAAGGGUGCGAGUUCGAGCUGUUCAGAAGAGAGGAGGGAAGGACUCAAGAGGAGUUCUAAUGGAGAUAUUGCACCUGUUGGUCGACAUAGGAGAAGUUAUUCUUUGGAUAGUUCUAUUGGAAAUUUUCAUAUUGAAGAUGUAUCGCCUAAGCUUCCUCCUUUACAAAGUCGAGUUGGUCAACUCUCGCCUAGCAAUUCAAUGGAUGGUGUUAAAACACCAGAAACUAGCUUGGAGUUUGGAAAUGGCGAAUUCAGCUCGGAGGAGAUGAAGAAAAUAAUGGAAAAUGAUAAACUUACUGAAAUUGCCAUGUCAGACCCCAAGCGCGCAAAGAGGAUUUUGGCCAAUCGUCUAUCAGCUGCUCGCUCAAAGGAGCGUAAGAUGCGAUAUAUUUCUGAAUUGGAGCACAAGGUACAAACUCUUCAGACAGAGACUACUACAUUGUCUACUCAGUUUACCAAAUUACAGAUGGAUAAUACAGAGCUUAAAAGUGAGAAUAACGAGUACAAAUUGAGGCUUCAAUCCUUGGAACAACAGUCCCAACUGAAAGAUGCUUUGAACGAGACUUUGGAUGCUGAAGUCCGGCGCUUAAGACGCACCGUUGCAGACCUUGGCGGAGAGUCCCUCCUAUCGAAUCUCAUGGCUCGACAGCUUGCUAUUAACCAACAAAUGUUCCAGUCACAGCAUGAGCAGCCAAACCAGCUUAGACAUUUUCAAAUGCAAAACAGCCAAUCUCAGGAAGAAACACAGACUCAGUCACAACAGCAUAUUCAACGCACUAAUGAAUUCCAAUCCCAGCAUCAGAAUGGCAAAACUACUGCAUAAUGGUUGCAGCAAAUUGGUAUAUAAGCAGUUGAUGAUAUUUGUGGUUUGCUCUUGAUUCAAACUAUUACAAAAUAUAUACUUUUUUGAAAUGGAGCUGAUGGCUUAUAAUCAGUUGUAUGUAAAAAGGAGUGAACUACAUCAGUUUCCCUAUAUAGGUCUGUUCAUUACUUUAGACUUAAGUAAAAAAAAAUAAAAAAAAUCCUUCUAGAUUCUUCAUUUCACCCAUGUGUACUGGGAAUAUUUUUUCAUGUUGGUCUACCUUUUGGUCAUAUUAUGAAUACAAACUCCUUUCUUAUUGCA
Molecule: messenger RNA, 2277 nt
Organism: Cicer arietinum (chickpea)
Lineage: Eukaryota; Viridiplantae; Streptophyta; Magnoliopsida; Fabales; Fabaceae
Product: bZIP transcription factor 29-like
Biological process (GO): regulation of DNA-templated transcription
Cellular component (GO): nucleus
Molecular function (GO): DNA-binding transcription factor activity
Source: RefSeq, a predicted model, not a curated record